Messenger RNA from Penicillium oxalicum, 315 nucleotides. RefSeq lists its product as uncharacterized. The transcript has 2 exons. Lineage: Eukaryota; Fungi; Ascomycota; Eurotiomycetes; Eurotiales; Aspergillaceae. The record is from RefSeq and is a predicted model, not a curated record. Bases 1 to 315 code for a protein of 104 amino acids.
AUGUACCAUCACCAACAGAAUUCCGCUGUCGAUCGUGUUCGGCGAUGGCUCCAUGCACAGUACAAGUGGGCGAUGAGCCCCAGACGAGCCGCCCAACGUCAACACCAGGGAGUUUCAUCGCCCGAUGGCACGUCUGGACCCCAAGCAAGCGCCGCCGUCAGCAGUAAUAAGUCUCACGUCGACGAGUACUCACUACUCAGAGUGAAGGUCGGAAUCGACAAGGUUGUACGGUGUAUCCUGUCGACGGCAGCGUGGAUCGGCUACAUCCAUGUCGAUCUGCUGCCCAAUGGCGCCCAAUCAUUAACCCUAUCCUGA